UAUUCUUAAUUGGCCUCUCACUCAAUCCUACGCAUUCUUUCAUCUCUCUCUCUCAUUGGUUCCUUUUCACACUUUUGGGCUUCUUCCUCUUGCAUCUCCUACUUUUCUCCUUCUGCAAGGAGACCGGAGCUGAGAUGGCUGAUUGCAACAGUACAGGUCAUGAAGAUUAUUUUGCUUCCCAACACCAUGAGCAGGCGACAACUACAGAGAAUAAGUACGGGGGACUCGUGCCAAAGAAAAAACCAUUGAUUUCAAAUGAUCAUGAACGUGCAUUCUUUGAUUCAGCGGACUGGGCAUUAUGCAAGCAAGGUGCUGGAGUAAAUCAGAAAUCAACAGCCGCAGUAGAGACCUUGCGACCAAAAUUACAGAGAACACCGCACCAACAACUGCCACCCAGGAGACCUGCUUGCACAUCUGGUCGGGAUGCUGGUGCAGUAGAAUCGUGUUCGAUCAGGAAUUAAAGAUGUUGUGUAGUAAUGUUAUUUACUAAAACUCAUAUUGUUCAUAAAAUGGCAUGCAUUACCAUGAUCUGAACACUUUCUUGUAUGUGAUCAACUUCUACAUUCUAAUAAAAAGUUUUCCUUCCUAUUUUAUACA
Messenger RNA from Juglans regia (Persian walnut), 597 nucleotides. RefSeq lists its product as uncharacterized. The record is from RefSeq and is a predicted model, not a curated record. Bases 135 to 461 code for a protein of 108 amino acids. The transcript has 7 exons. Lineage: Eukaryota; Viridiplantae; Streptophyta; Magnoliopsida; Fagales; Juglandaceae.